CAAAAACAUUGUUUCCAUGGCGUAAGAGAGAGAGAGGAAGAGAGACGUUUAAGAGAUUGACGAAAGAAGAGAAGAAGAAGAGAAUUCGAAACAAAUCACACGGAACGAAAACUCUUCUCUGCUACCUUUAUCUUCUCCACCUUUCACUUUCAUUAGAGUUUCCUCUCCUCCUCCUCCUCCUUCGCCUUCUCUCGAUAUCUCUCUCUUUCUCACGGCUCCACCUCCUAAACUUUUCGUGGGUUUUCCUCUUUUCCCGAUCUGAUUCCGAAAGUCUAUCACUUUUCUGAAGAAAGAGAUCAGAUUGCGAGAGAGAGAUGGAGGAAGGAAGUGUCUUCAGAUCUCUACUAGCGAUUCUUCAAUGGUGGGGUUUCAACGUCACCGUCAUCAUCAUGAACAAAUGGAUCUUCCAGAAACUGGAUUUCAAGUUCCCACUAUCGGUUUCCUGUGUUCACUUCAUAUGCUCAUCAAUUGGAGCUUACAUUUUCAUCAAAAUCCUGAAGCUUAAACCUUUGAUCGUUGUUGAGGCAGAAGAUCGUUGGAGGAGGAUCUUCCCUAUGUCUUUCGUGUUCUGUAUCAACAUUGUGUUGGGUAAUGUCAGCCUCCGUUACAUCCCUGUUUCCUUCAUGCAGACAAUUAAGUCCUUCACUCCCGCUACUACAGUUGUGUUACAGUGGCUGGUUUGGAGGAAGUACUUCGACUGGCGUAUUUGGGCGUCUCUUGUCCCCAUUGUUGGUGGGAUUCUUCUGACUUCUGUCACUGAGCUUAGCUUUAACAUGUUUGGUUUCUGUGCUGCUCUGUUUGGGUGUUUAGCUACUUCCACUAAGACCAUUCUUGCCGAAUCUCUUCUUCAUGGUUACAAAUUUGACAGCAUAAACACAGUAUACUACAUGGCGCCUUUCGCCACCAUGAUCCUCGGUAUACCUGCGUUACUACUAGAAGGCAACGGAAUCCUGAGUUGGUUUGAAGCUCACCCAUCUCCAUGGUCAGCACUCACCAUCAUCUUCAGCUCUGGUGUGUUAGCCUUCUGUCUCAACUUCUCCAUCUUCUAUGUCAUUCACUCCACAACUGCAGUCACAUUCAACGUAGCUGGAAACCUCAAGGUUGCGGUGGCUGUAUUGGUGUCAUGGUUGAUAUUCCGUAACCCGAUAUCGUAUAUGAAUGCUGUUGGAUGUGGGAUUACGCUUGUGGGAUGCACAUUCUAUGGAUACGUGAGGCAUAUGCUUUCACAGCAGCAGCCAGGAACUCCAAGGACUCCUCGUACACCGAGAAACAAGAUGGAGUUGCUUCCUCUUGUUAGUAACGAUAAACUCGAAGGCAAAGUCUGAUGUCAUUUCAGUUUCCCCUGCUCUGCACAAGAUAGAACUUUUAUAGAGAAAUAACAUUUUGUUUUUGUUUUGGGUUCGUAGAAGAGAUAAAUGGUUCUUCUUAUUUAUAUCUCUGUGAUAUGUAGAAUCUAUAGUUUUAUCUAAUACAAUUUAAAUUUAAUCUAAGGAGGAAAGUACAAAGAACUUAUGUCUAAUUAUCUGCUAAUUUAUUUAUGAGCAAACGUGUAUUUGAA
Eruca vesicaria subsp. sativa (arugula) is the source of this 1558-nucleotide messenger RNA. The record is from the annotation of a GenBank genome assembly. Lineage: Eukaryota; Viridiplantae; Streptophyta; Magnoliopsida; Brassicales; Brassicaceae.